Cydia fagiglandana is the source of this 2080-nucleotide messenger RNA. RefSeq lists its product as uncharacterized. Lineage: Eukaryota; Metazoa; Arthropoda; Insecta; Lepidoptera; Tortricidae. The coding region runs from base 4 to 1026 and encodes 340 amino acids. The transcript is spliced from 2 exons. The record is from RefSeq and is a predicted model, not a curated record.
UGGAUGGAACACUUUGAAGAGUUGGCAUUACGUUCCGGACCGUCUGUAAUUAAAAUGUGGAAGAGAUAUGUAGAUGACGUGUUCUGCAUUUUAAAGGGCAACGCCGACACAGUGGAGCAUUUCGUCGGCCAUUUAAACUCCAUCCACCCAAAGGUAAAGUUUACAUUUGAAAUGGAGUGCGAUAGAUCCUUACCCUUUCUGGAUGUGAAGUUGAGAGUGAAACCAGAUGGAACCCUGGCACACUCCGUGUACAGGAAGCCCACACAUACUGACAGGUACCUACAAGCAUCUUCCCACCAUCAUCCGAGGCAUCUACAAUCCGUCGUCACAUCCCUGGUUAACAGAGCACGAGACUUAUGUGACGCGGAACACAUAGAUAAUGAGUUAGCCCAUGUUCAGGAAGUGCUAAAGAAAAAUGGGUACUUGCAGAAAAUCCCACGCACGACUAGGAAAAAAGAAAGACAUCCGGAGGUUAGUAGGCAACCAGCCUUUUUGCCGUAUGUGAAAGGGAUAACGGACAAAGUUGGAUCAGUACUGAAGAAAUUCUCCAUUAAGACUGUAUACACGCCGUUAUCUAAAGUAGCAAGUCUUUUACGCAGCCCAAAGGAUGUCAUUCCGUACCAGAAUCCGGGUGUCUACAAGAUAGAAUGCAGUUGUGGAAGUGCGUACAUUGGCCAAACAAAGCGCAGUAUUCAAGAGAGGGUAAAGGAACACAUAGCAGCUGUUAAAAAUCGCCAUGUAAACAAAUCCGCAAUAGCUGAGCACUUGCUGACAACAGGAACGAAUCACUGGAUUGAGCUACAUAAACCCAAAGUCCUCUCCAACGAGCGACACUAUUAUCCGCGGAUCGUGAGAGAGGCGAUUGAAAUCAAAAAACACCCUAAAAAUUUCAAUCGAGAGGACGGUUACAAAUUAUCGUCUACUUGGGGACCAGUGAUUCAAAUGUUGAAACCAGCAGAUAUAUCUUCGGACCAGUGUACGGAUACUGUGAGUGUUGUGUGUCGUGCCGUGGACAAUAAACAUUAAACUUUGACGGGUAGCUGCAAUUUCUUUGUCUACCCCGAACAUUUUUAUAAACUAAUUUCGGGUAGUUUAGUGUUGUUUUAUUAAUAUCUCCGUUGACAUUUGACAGUGCCAUGGUAUAAUAAUAUACUCCGCCUGGUACUCUAUUCCGAGAUUCGCGUAUGACCUAACUGACACGGGCCUACGUCAUCAUGCUGUUUACAGGUUCUCAAACUUUAAAAUGUGGGAGAAUUUUAACCAACGGUGAAAAUUAUUUUAACGGCAUUAAUUUUAAGUUAUUCAUGUAGAAACAUAGUAAAAUAAAACAAAUCUAAUGUAUUAAAUUAAACUUUAUUUAUCUAUACAAGACAAACGUUUAAAAAACUAAUUCACAGUUACACAUUAAUUACCAAGCUUACGACGUGAAAAGUUUGGAAAACACUGCGACUGCUGACACUGAGCGAGAAGGAAAUAACAAUUAACACGCGUUCGACAAGGAUGACGGUCAGGGCAUGAAGUUAUCUAGAUCCGAAUUGUCAAAUGUGACAGCGCUAUCCUGUGUUGCCAGUAAUGUAAACAGAAUUACCCGAACGUCUGAAAUUUCUUUCGUGAAUCGGAAGAUAUUGCUAACGAAUAAUUAAAAAUGACGUGUUAUUGUAAAAUUUAAGAUAAAAUACAUUAUAAAUGAAAAUUAUAAAAUUAUAAAUAAAUAUUUUAACUUAUUAACCAUAGCUAUAAUAUACCCAUGUAACAUGUUAUGUUGAAAUAAAGUGGCAAUGUUAUUGUGACGUAGGCCCGUGUCACUCUGGGAAUAGAAGACCAUGUUUUAUUAGACCAUGGACAGUGCUAUCGUUGUGACGGACGGCAUCCGGAGCAGCAGUGUUCAUUUAAAAAUAGUGAGUGCUAUGUGUGCGGUGAUGUAGGCCAUAUCGCCAAAAUGUGUCGUUUUAGAAAAGAUCCCAAGAGAGUACAUCGCGUCAUCACUGAGGAAAUCGAUGGACUGCAAUCUGACGGGUCUGACUCCGAGGACGGGCCCCUACAAGUCUAUCAGCUGAGCGACGCCGAUGCGGAACCAGAU